ACUACAAGAAACAACAACAACAUCUACAAAACGCAGAACAUAUUGACAGCAAAAACUACAAAGAAAAUUACAAAUAUUUUUUUCUGGCAAAAUUCCGUCCACUUAUUGAAAUUUAAUAGCUAAACUAAACAAGACAAACGAACAAAACUAAUGUUGGGGUCACUGCGUUAAAAAGACAAAAGAAAUCCUUUUUUUUAGAAACAUUAAACUCAACAAUAGAAAAAAUGGAACUUUAGCUAAACUCAAAAAAUCUAAAAAAAAUUUUAUAAAAGACAGACAAAAAAACCCUUAAUGGCCUAGUUUGCAUACUCAAAAAGGAAAACUAUUAAUAAUUUAAACAAUAUAAAAAAUAACAAACUAAAAGGAUUGCAUUAAUUCCCUAUUAAAAAUAAUAAACAAAUAGAAAUUUUUCAAAGAAAACACACAAAUUGUCUUCAUAUAACAAAACGAUAUCAAAACAAAACAUAACUGAUUUCCCUUAAAAUUCAAACAAAAAACAAACACUACGACGCAAAUGACUGAAUCAACACAAUUACAAACAGCAGAGAAUAAUAACGCAGGGGUUGUUAAAAUGGAACCAUUACCGCCUGCCGCCACCACAGCCUCAACAGCCAAUACAAAUUUGGCCACUUCGCCAGCACCAUCAUCCGUUAUGGAACAACAGACACAACAACAGCAAACGGCUGCUAUAAUAAGUGCAACAUUACAACAGCAGCAGUUGCAACAGCAGCAACAACAACAACAACAAUAUGCUUUAAAAUGGAAUGAUUAUCAAACCUCUAUGUUGAGUUCAUUUCGUCAUUUGAGAGAUGAAGAAGAUUUUGUCGAUGUUACUUUGGCCUGUGAUGAACGUUCCUUUACCGCUCACAAGGUCGUACUGAGCGCUUGUAGUCCUUACUUUCGUAAAUUGUUAAAGGCAAAUCCAUGCGAACAUCCCAUUGUUAUAUUGAGAGAUGUGCCGGCCGAUGAUGUGGAGAAUUUAUUGAGCUUUAUGUACAACGGCGAAGUCAAUGUGGGUCAUGAACAUUUGCCGGAAUUCCUAAAAACCGCCCAUUUACUACAAAUACGAGGUCUAGCCGAUGUCAACAAUGGCUCUUCGGCCUCCUUCACACCUACACUCGCUUCCUCAACGCCCUCCAAUAAAUUGAAUAAUACAGCGCUAAACAGUCAACUAUCGGGCAGUACGAACAAAUUGAAUUUCUUGACAGCUGCUACCCAAGCUUUAAGCAAUUCCUCCAACUCACCAUUCACAACACCAUCUCUAGGAUCGACUACACCUUUAAAUAAUUUAUUAAAUAAUAGCAGCAGCAAUCUAAAUAAUAAUAGCAGCAAUAAUAAUAACAACAGCAACAGUAACAAUAAUAACAGCAGUAGCAACAACAAUAAUAAUAACAAAAAUAACAAUUCGAAUAGUGGAAAUACCCCUGCCAUACAGGAAUUGAAGGCCUCGUCAGCGUCUCCCGCUAAUCAUUGGGACUUAUCGGAUUCGGAUAGCAAUCGUAAUAAUCAUUUGACGCCUCCUCCUCAGAAAAGAAUAAAAAGUGCUGAUUUGUUUCGUGCCCAACAUGGUAUCAGUCCCGAACGUUUGCUAAUCGAUCGUGAAUUCCCAGUAGCUGGUCAACAUCCUUUAACACGUAAUCGUGAUCGUAGCCGUGAAACCUCACGUGAUCGGGAUCGCGAAAUGCGUGAAUCUUUGUUGGGCCAGGCUUUGGAAAAUACAAAUGGUUUGCAGAAACAACAUCCCGAUAUGGCCUCUCUACAUGCCCAAAGCGCUGGUGAAGACUCAAAUAGUUCCGAUACUGAACCCUCUGAUCGCGGUGAUGCCCAACAUGAUGGCACUAUGGACUCUAUGGACAAUCAACGUUCUCAUUCCUUCCCCAAUGCCUUUUUAGGUUUACAAGGUAUACCCGGCCUAUUGCCAGGUCCUUCCGGUAUGGCUGCUAAUGAUUUCGUUACACGUCGCUCUUUGGAAAUGCGUGUACGUGCCACCGAUCCCCGUCCUUGCCCUAAAUGUGGCAAAAUCUAUCGUUCAGCCCAUACUUUGCGUACUCAUUUGGAAGAUAAACAUACUGUCUGUCCCGGUUAUCGUUGCGUUUUGUGCGGUACUGUAGCCAAAUCCCGCAAUUCCUUACACUCUCAUAUGUCUCGUCAACAUCGUGGUAUUUCCACCAAAGAUUUACCCGUUUUACCCAUGCCCAGCGCUUUUGAUCCCGAAUUAGCUUCACGUCUUUUGGCCAAGGCUGGUGUUAAAAUUUCAGCUGCUGAAUUGAGAGCUCGGGCCUCUCCCACCAAUAGUACGGGUGCUAAUGGUCAGAAACUUGAUAUUAAUAUGGGUGUAGGCAUGAAAGAUGAAAUGGAUGAUUCCGAUGAUGAUCCCGAAGAUUUGACUACUGGUGCUGGUUUUGGUGGCAGUACGAACAGUAAUGAUUUGAGCCGUUAUCAUGAGAGUUUGUUGAGUAAUUUUGGUCAUGCUAAUACAACCAUAUCGCGUAUACGUAAUGAGGCUGCAGCGGCUGCAGCAGCAGCUGCUUUGGGCCAACAGAAGGAUUUGGCUGGAGGACAAAUACCCACUAGUAAUGCUGCUGGUCAAUCGCUAUUGGAUACAUAUUUGCAGUUUAUAACAGAGAAUACAUUUGGCAUGGGUAUGUCGCAAGAACAUGCUGCCGCCGCUGCUUUACAUGCCGCCAAAAUGGCCCAACUAAAUGCCAUGGGUCAUAGUUUAGAUAAAAUACCACCCGGUCUAAUACCACCCCAAUUCGAUUUGAGUAAAUUGGCAGGCACUGCCGCUGGUACAGCGUUUUCAACAGCAGCAGCUAAUAAUUCAGGACUUACUAUUGAACCCAUUAUGAGACGUGAACAGGCUAGUACACCCAAUAAUGAGAAUACUACCUCAACCAAUAAUAAUACACCUGCCACACAUAAUAAUGACUUAAGAAGAGAUCCCUCAGAACCUAUGGAUUUGGGUUUAGAUGGUAAUAAUCAAUCGGGUUCACAUCAUGAACAACAGGGUUCGGAUAAUGAGGAUAAUUAUUCCGAAGAUGAAGGAGUGCAUAAUACAUAAAUUUUUUUUGGUGGAAAAAAUUUUAAUAAAAAUUAAAUUUUUUUAGUUAAAAACAUAUAUUUAUAUGGAGAUAUAUAUACAUAUAUAUAAUAAUUAGUUUAAUAUAUGGUAGAGUUAAAAAAAGAAAUUAGUAAUGCAAUCAAUAUAAUGCAAAGAAUGGGUAUUGAAUUGUUUAUUUUAAAAGUUAGUUUAAAAAAAAUUAUUUCAAAAAAAUUAAGAAAUUUGAAUUCAAAAUUGAAACUAAAGAAGCCUUAAAAAUGUAUACCAGUUUAUUGAAAAAAGAAUUUUAUUAAGGAAAAUUUAUAACAGGGAAAUCGCUAAUGUAUACGAUUUACCUUGAAAUUAAAAAAAAAAAAUCUUGAAAAAAUUAAUUUAAAUUUUUUGAAAAAGAAAAGAAAAUAUUUUUAAGAUAAAUUUAAAGAAAAAGCUAUUAAAUAUUGUAUAUAUGGAAAAAUAAAAUAAGUAUUUGAAAAUGCAAUAUU
This is a messenger RNA of Lucilia sericata (common green bottle fly), 3543 nucleotides long. Its product is annotated as protein abrupt-like. The transcript is spliced from 7 exons. The record is from RefSeq and is a predicted model, not a curated record. Gene Ontology annotation, molecular function: protein binding. Gene Ontology annotation, cellular component: nucleus. Gene Ontology annotation, biological process: regulation of transcription by RNA polymerase II. The coding region runs from base 515 to 3061 and encodes 848 amino acids. Lineage: Eukaryota; Metazoa; Arthropoda; Insecta; Diptera; Calliphoridae.